UCAUACACUAAACGUCCCCUUUUUACGUACGUCACUUCCGCCUUUCUUUCUGGCGUCCAUCUUGCUUCCCGCAUGUGUUUGCUGUUAGUUUACAGAUGAAAGAAACAAUAAUGAAUCAAGAGAAAUUAGCUAAACUGCAGGCGCAGGUCCGCAUCGGAGGAAAGGGCAGCGCUCGGCGAAAGAAGAAGGUGGUGCACCGGACGGCCACGGCGGACGACAAGAAGCUGCAGUUCUCCUUGAAGAAACUCGGGGUCAACAACAUCUCCGGCAUCGAGGAGGUGAACAUGUUCACCAACCAGGGCACGGUGAUCCACUUCAACAACCCCAAAGUGCAGGCGUCGCUGGCCGCCAACACAUUCACGGUGACGGGCCACGCCGAGACCAAGCAGCUCACAGAGAUGCUGCCCGGCAUCCUCAACCAGCUCGGCGCCGACAGCCUCACCAGCCUCAGGAGGCUCGCCGAGGCCUUGCCCAGACAAGCCACAGACGGCAAAGCGCCCAUCGCCACCGUAGAAGAAGACGACGACGAAGUACCAGAUCUGGUGGAGAACUUUGACGAGGCUUCCAAGGAUGAAGCAAACUAGAGGACCAAGUGGGGACCGAUACGUCCGAGUCACAGUGAUUGUGUGUAAGAUAUUUUUCCUCCGCGUUAUUGUUCAUACGUGGCCUCCUUAAAAAAAAAAAAACAGUGUCUGCAAUAAUUAAAAAAAAAAAAAAAAGUAUAGCUGGUGUCAAUCAUGUUCAACUUUUCUUUUAACAACCAUGCAGACUUACAGUAAAAGAGCUUUUUUACAUUUGUCUGUUCUUGGAAUGAUGUGCAGUACUGUUGUUUAGAGUGGAAGAAUAAAAGAAAGAUGGAGUGGAAA
Phycodurus eques (leafy seadragon) is the source of this 866-nucleotide messenger RNA. It is a transcript of the gene btf3, whose product is annotated as basic transcription factor 3. Gene Ontology annotation, cellular component: cytosol; nascent polypeptide-associated complex. The transcript has 6 exons. NCBI's taxonomy places the organism in Eukaryota, Metazoa, Chordata, Actinopteri, Syngnathiformes, Syngnathidae. The record is from RefSeq and is a predicted model, not a curated record. Bases 96 to 584 code for a protein of 162 amino acids.